This is a messenger RNA of Cordyceps militaris CM01, 3765 nucleotides long. RefSeq names its product SWI/SNF family DNA-dependent ATPase Ris1, putative. Bases 1 to 3765 code for a protein of 1254 amino acids. Gene Ontology annotation, cellular component: cytoplasm. Gene Ontology annotation, molecular function: ATP-dependent chromatin remodeler activity; ATP binding; metal ion binding. NCBI's taxonomy places the organism in Eukaryota, Fungi, Ascomycota, Sordariomycetes, Hypocreales, Cordycipitaceae. The record is from RefSeq and is a predicted model, not a curated record. The transcript has 4 exons.
AUGGAUAUCCAACGGUCGCAGCAAGUGAUAACGCUGCAGGAGGAGCUCGGCAUCCAGGAAGCCAUCAUACGCUCGCUCGAGCACGCGCAAGAUGCAGAGUCUAAGAGGGCGCGCAUCAACGCUAGACGAGAGAGGCAGAUGCUCAUGGAUAGUUUGGAAAGGCUUGGAGUGAGCUCGUCUCGCACCACACCACCACUUGGCUCUCAAAGCACAACGAAAUCAGAGCGAGCAGCGCAUCCAUUGUCCGCUCCGCCCGCGACGCCGAUGGAUCUGCCCACCCGGAAGCGAGAAUAUGGACAACACAGCAGUCCUCCCGGCCCAGACAUGCAUUCUAAAUCACGAAAGAUAAUGCCAAUGUCGAGUGCCUCCAAUAGAGCUCCUAAUACCUCGAUGAAUGCCGUUCUCAACUCGGACAGCCUAGAGGUUAUUGACCUCACAGGUGACGAUACCACGGAUACCACAGGAUACAUUGCCGCGCAGCUGAGGCUGGAGAACCUGGCGACACAAAGGCGGCGUGACCACGAUUUGGCCCAGAGCUUACAGCGGCAGCCAGCGUCGCGGUCCGAGGCAGCCCGCCCGCUCAGUGAGAGCCGCGACCCGCAAUCGAAUCCGCUGCACCGCCUCAUGGCGACUGCGCGGACGAGCGGGGUGCCGAAAUAUGGCUUUCAAGAUGAGGGCUCAUCGAAUGGCCUCAAAGUGGAGUCCCCGGCGGGCUUCAACGGGAAUUCUAUUCCGGUACGGCCCAUCAGUGAACGCGAACAACAGUUGAUGAAGGAAGAGUUUGUCCGCAAAAAGAAACAGAGGGAUGAAGAGUACAAACUACAUGUUCAGCAAAAAGAUCGACAAAUGCAGAGAGACAUUGCAGCGAGAAACGUGCACCUACAAAUGCGGAAACGUGCUCAGCAGAUGCUUCCGUCACAGAACUCCGCCAUGCAUUCUCCUUUUCCCGGAGCCGACUUGUCUAUCCCUCCUGGAUUUAACGUGCCUGGUGCCUAUCCUGAGCUCAGGUGGCCUGUCGGGCCCAGCAUUGCCCCGGCCUCGCAGUACCACCAAUUGUCCACCCAGUACGCUCUCCCUGUUCUCAAAUCCACAAACUGGGCCAAGAUCCCCAGCAUGGGCUCUUCCUCUGCCAAGGAUAUGAAGGAAGUUAUCAAGGGCAGUAACGACUAUUCGUAUAGCGCCGCGGUCGCUGGCUUGGGCUUACCUCCCCUACCUGAUCGCAUGCGCCACUUUGACAUGGCCCCGUAUCAAGGUUUUCCGGAUAUGAUGCAGGAUCAAGGAAAGAUGACCAACGAAGAGUUGGAAGAGCUGCUGAAGAAUAUCCGCCCUGACUUUGAGAUUCCCCCCGAGGAACGUCAGGAAAAGGUUCCAGGCCUAAAGGUUAACAUCUAUCACCAUCAACAACUCGCCCUGAAGUGGAUGCAAGCGAUGGAAGACGGCUCGAACAAAGGAGGCAUUCUGGCCGACGACAUGGGUCUGGGCAAGACAAUCUCGACGCUCGCAUUGAUGGUGACGAGGCGUGCCACUGGCCGACCCAAAACCAACCUUAUCAUUGGGCCCCUCGCUCUUCUUCGCCAAUGGGAAGCGGAAAUUCACAGCAAAGUAUCUCUCUCCGAUAAGCUGUCUGUAUUUGUGUAUCACGGCAAAAAGGCCACUACAGAAGAGCUUCUCACGUAUGAUGUGGUAUUGACCACAUAUGGCACAAUUGCUGCAGAGGUCAAGCGACUGGACAAAUUUGCAAAAGAAAACAUGGAAGCCGGGAGAAGUGCCGACUACUCACAGAAGGAAACCGCGGUCAAGUUCCCUUUGCUGCACCCCACGAAGGCUAAGUACCAUCGUGUCAUUCUUGAUGAAGCCCAAUGCAUCAAGAACAAGGAGACGCAAACGGCCAAGGCCUGCCACCGCCUACGAGCGACUUUCCGCUGGUGUCUGACCGGCACUCCCAUGAUGAAUGGUGUCACGGAACUGUAUUCGCUGCUUGCAUUCUUGCACAUCCGGCCCUACUCCGCAUGGGACAGGUUUCGGCGACAGUUUGGCCCCUUGAUGGGCGUCGGGGGAGAUGAGAAAACAGCGGCCAUGGACACUCUUCGUGCUCUCCUCAAAGCGAUUAUGCUCAGGCGAAUGAAGAACUCGUUGUUGGAUGGUAAGCCCAUUCUCACGCUGCCAAAGAAGACCGAACAGGUCUUAUAUGCAGAUCUUUCGUCGGACGAGCGUGAUUAUUACGACCAGCUGGAAGCCAAAGCCCAGGUCCUCUUGAACAAGUACCUGCGUGAAGGCAGUGUUGGAAAGAAUUAUUCCCACAUUCUUGUGCUACUUCUGCGACUUCGCCAGGCGUGCUGCCAUCCGCAUCUCAAUCUCGACGUCAGUGAUACUACGCCGGUGACCGAGGAAGAUGUUCUUCUGUUGGUCCAACAGCUGCAACCGAGCAUCGUGAAAAGGAUCAAGGAGGCUGAUGGAUUCGAGUGUCCUAUAUGCUACGACGCCGUUCCCUCACCCCAGUUCUUCAUUCCUUGUGGCCACGAUAGCUGCAGCCAGUGCUUGAGUCGCCUCAUCGACAAUGCAGCCUCGACCAAUAUCCAGGAAGGCCACGAGAGCGACAAAUGCAAGUGCCCAGUCUGUCGUGGGCGGUUUAACCCGAAACAAUGCUUCUCUUUGGAGGCAUUUCAAAAGGUGCACAUGCCCGAGGCGCUCAAAAAGGGGUCCGACGACGAAUCAGACGACGAAUCAGACGACGAAUCCGACGAGGAUGUCAUCGACGAGCCUGAUGCUGAGGAUGACAUUUACUCUGACGAUACUGUGGAUAAGAAGGGAAAUUUGGCCGGCUUUGUUGUUGAUGACGACUUUUUCGACGAGUCUGAUGAUGGCAUGGACAUCAAGCCAGAUGUGGCCGAUCUUGAGACUGGAGUCAAGCCUGAAGUCAAGCCCGAAGUCAAAGCCGAGAGCUCGUCUUUGGGCUCUGGACUCACAUCUGGAGAUGAGGAUGAAAAGGAGAAGCUGCGCAAGGCUAUGAUCAAGCAAGGUAAACGUGCACAACCGGUCAAGGCCAAGAAAGCGAAAAAAUCCAAAACGAAGAAAGACAAAAAGGGAAAAGAGAAAGACGAGAAAAAUGGGGUCAUCAAGUCGGACAUUAAGCCGUCGAUGCUCAAAGAACUUCGCGUCCAAGCCCGCAAGAGUAAGGAGGCCUAUCGCAAGUACAUGGACUACCUCCGAAAGACUUGGCUUACCUCGGCCAAGGUCGUUGAAUGCAUUCGCCUGCUCCACGAGGCCGAGAAGCAAGACCGCAAGUCGAUUGUCUUCUCCCAGUGGACGCUCCUCCUCGACCUCAUCGAGGUCGGCAUGGAGGAGGACGGCUUCCGCAACAAGCCCCAGCGCUACGACGGCGGCAUGUCCGGCGAUGAUCGCAACAUGGUUGCUAAGGCCUUCCAGGAUGAGGGUCGCCGGGAUGUGACGGUGAUGCUCGUCUCGCUGCGCGCCGGCAACGCCGGCCUCAACCUCACCCAAGCGUCGCGCGUCAUCAUCAUGGACCCCUUUUGGAACCCCUACAUUGAGAUGCAGGCCGUCGACCGCGCCUACCGCAUCGGCCAGACCCGGGAAGUCGAAGUCUUUCGCAUCCUCACCAAGGACACGGUGGAGGACCGUAUCGUGGACCUCAAGGAGAAGAAGCAGGCCAUGGUGGAGGCGGCCCUGGAUGAGGCCGAGAGUGCCAAGAUUGGACGGCUGGGUGUCAGCGAGCUCAAAUUCUUGUUCAACCGACGGGACGAUUAA